AAGGAUCCUUCCUUCUUCUUCUUGUCUGAGCUGUGUAGACCAACGCACCAAAUCACACACUCUACUCUCUCUCUCUCUUUGAAAAAUCUCUACUUUCUGAUAGUCUUCGGCGUUAAUGGAGGAGUUUGAGCACAUGAUAGUGGAGGAGUUCAACGAAGAAGACUUCUACGAGAACAUAGAAGCACCCAAGUUUGUAGAUCUCACCGCACCAGAUCAUCGCCCAGAAGGAGACGACCGUUACUGGUUCUGUUCCAGAGUUGGAUGUGACCAGAAGCAUGAAGAGUUCAUGGAUUCUGAAGCAAUCUACAAAAACUUCGUUCUUCGGGUGAUGGCUGCUAGGAGUCCAAGUGUUCGUCUUCGUAAAGCUCUUUACAGAAAAGAUUUCAGUGUUGAACCUAAAUGUCCCAACACGGUUCCUGCAAAGCCUUCGAGAUCACGUGUUUCUAGAUUGGCUAUGAUCUCAUCUAUUCCUCACAAGGCUAAUAACUUGAGGUCAAAAGAAGUCAAAGCUAUUCCAACAAGCAAGAUUGCAACUCCAAAGACAAAGGCAGUAAAAGGAAAAGAGUCAUCGUCAGUUCCUCACAAGGCAUUAACUGAGAGAAAGAAGAAGCAAAUGCAGAGUCCAGCAGCUUUCAGGAGUGUGCAGCAUCCGAGACCUGCAGCAGCAACUAGAGCCACUGAAAGCAGAGUUGUUGCAAAGGCUUUGGUCUUUGGUUCUCCAAAGAAGCUGGUGAAACUGAAGAGAUCUGUGGAGCUAAGCUCCUCGGUGAAGAAGCUGUGCAGUGGGAUGAGGAAGCUUGAGGUUGGAAGCAAAAGAAAGGGUUUGGGGGUUAAUAAUAAGGUUGAGGCUUCAACAACUCCAUCUAAGAAACCACUAAGGACACGAGAGAUGAAGAGCCGAGUGUUUGAUUCAGUUCUGUCACAGAAGAAACAGGUUGGUGAAAAGGUCAAAGGUUCUGCUACUUUGAAAAAGAGGGUCAAGGAAAAGAAAGAGCCUGUGGUUUCCUCUGAUCCUUCAAAAGCUCAUGAAGCUAAGGGAAAGGAACAUGAGAAUCAAUUCUUGGUAGAAAACAAAUCAGAAGAGAAUGCAUCGGAAAAUGCAUUAGCUUUGGACUGUGAUGACAAAGAGAAUGCUACUAUUGUAACGGUCGAUAGAGAAGAUACUUGUGUAUUGGAUAAAGUAAAGCAGUCUGGUGAGACUACGGAGACUGAAGACAAGGAAAAUGUUGCAAAUGCAAGUGAUGUUGAUGCAGAAAAUGAUGACAAGGAAAAUGCUUCAGCCUUGGACAAUAACAGGAAAGUUGACCAAUCCCCCAGCCCUAUGGUGAAAAGGAAAGUCUUUGGCAGGAAAGAAACUUGCAAAACCACUCCAAAGGCGAUGACGAUAGCAGAUAAGUGUUUCAAUGGCAAGACUGUUUCGGCAAAUCCUACUGUGAAGUAUACAAAACCUAAGCUCACCAAUCCAAAGCCUUUCCGACUAAGAACUGAUGAAAGAAGAAUCCUCAAGGAAGCAAACGCAGAGAAGAAACCACAGUGUGCUCUUGCCAAGGAAGAAGAAACUACAAACAUUCUUGGUGUUCAUGCUGAAAAACAUCAGACAGUUAGACUGGAGAAGAACACAACUUCCAGGGUAAAAGCUUCUAGAGGAACAUCCACAACACUUGUUAGAGACGAUGCCUCUGGAGAUAUGGUGACUUCCAAGAGGGUUGCAUCAGGUACAAAGAAGCAAGUGGCUGCAAGUAAAAGAGUCGUAACCAUGGAGGAAACCUCGCUGAUGAACGGAGAAUCUAAGGAAGCUGCAAUCAUCAACAACAAACCUUCUGUUUGUGCUGUUGCUUCAGGGGAGAAAAGACAUGCAACUGUCCCAAAGGGUCCAAACUUCCAUAGCAUUCAUGUACCUAAGAGCUGUACAAAGAGAGUGGCAUCACAUGUCUAAAAUCUUCGGUUUAAUUCACACGAGAGAGUCUUGUAAUUUGGAUUUAUCUUUUGAGAAGUAAGAGAAGUGAGAUUGUUUUAGUGUGUAUAAAACACUUGCUCAUUUUUACAAUUGAUCCAUUAAAAAAUCAUCAUUGUUAGGUAUUAUAGAGCUUAGAACAUCUCCAACCCAUUGCUAUAUUCACCUCCGGAUGCUAUAAAUAGAGAAAAAAAAUAGUAAUCUCUAUUUUAAAAGUAUACUUUUUUAUUUUCAAAACAGUCUUUCAAUUUUUAAACUUUUAUAAUGAUAACAAAAACAAUUAUUUUAUAGGAAAAUACAGUUUUUAUAAAAAAUAAAAUCACACU
Messenger RNA from Brassica napus (rape), 2280 nucleotides. RefSeq lists its product as uncharacterized. The transcript has 9 exons. Lineage: Eukaryota; Viridiplantae; Streptophyta; Magnoliopsida; Brassicales; Brassicaceae. The coding region runs from base 116 to 1936 and encodes 606 amino acids. The record is from RefSeq and is a predicted model, not a curated record.